Molecule: messenger RNA, 3241 nt
Organism: Hyalella azteca
Lineage: Eukaryota; Metazoa; Arthropoda; Malacostraca; Amphipoda; Hyalellidae
Gene: mRpL2
Product: 39S ribosomal protein L2, mitochondrial
Exons: 9
Coding region: 38-1021 (327 amino acids)
Biological process (GO): cytoplasmic translation
Cellular component (GO): ribosome
Molecular function (GO): RNA binding; structural constituent of ribosome
Source: RefSeq, a predicted model, not a curated record
UUCUUGCUCAUCGGUGACUUCUCUACUAAGUUAAAAUAUGGCUCUAUCAAUUUCAACUGGAUCAAGGAUUCUCAAUAUAUGUAGGUCCAUACAUCCAUGUAUAUCCAAGGAAAUUCUAACUGUCUGGCCCUCAUCAUUAAGCUCAUGUGCUGGUCAGCAGCGUUCAUUCAACAUUCGCCGUAUUGACAUGCCACAUCCUGCUGAUCGAAAAUUCAACUAUAAAUUUCAGGUCUAUUAUCCAUUGGAUGGGAAAUACACCAUCAAGCAUCUGGAAAUGGAAUCAAUAUGUGGAAAACAUCCAUUCACAGGGCGCAAGAUUGUUGGCACAGCAGGUAAGGGUAUGGAACCAAAGUAUCGCUGGGUCGACUUCAACCGACGUGGCCCGAGUGAUGGCGUUAGCGUUAAAGAAGAACAGGUCAUAGAAGUGCAGUAUGAUCCUAACAGAAGUGCCUUCAUUGCUCUGGUUGGCAGCAAGGCUCAUCUUCGUUACAUUAUAGCAACAACUACUAUGGAACUGGGAAGUAUCAUUCGCUCCCACAGUGCGAUACCAGAUAUUCCUAUUCGUGGUGUGCCCGGCGACUCUCACCCCAUUGGUGCCCUGGCUGUGGGCUCGACAGUUUGUCACGUGGAGCGUGUCCCUGGCCAUGGGGCUGAGUACUUGGUAGCUGCGGGCACCUCGGGCACGGUCAAGAGGAAGCUGGAGGACGGUAAAAUGGUCCUCCUGCUGCCCAGCAAACACGAGGUUGCCCUUGAUCCUCGCUGCAAUGCCGUCUGUGGACAAAUAUCGAAUCCUAACCACGACAAGAUACAUAUCGGCUCGGGGACAAGAUUUAGGUGGUUACGGAAAUACCCUCGAUCAGGAUUGUGGCAGCGCAAAGACGGAUAUUGUGGCAAGAAAAUCAGGGCACCGCCGCCAUUAAAGCACGUAGUUGAGAAGAAGGAGACCGAAGUGAUCAGGCUUGUGUGCAUGACUGAAGGACCGAAGAAGCACAUUGUUCCCACUUGCGACCGAGUAACUUAGCAACUUUUAUAGCGGAAAAGGUAAUAUUUGGUGAAUGCCACCUGUGGCGAAGAACAUCAUGAGUAUAAUGAAUAUUUAAACCAACGUAGAUACGAACAGUUCUUAUGCUUGAUCAUCGUUUAUAGUUUGGAAUGAAAAUGUGAAUAUUUAUAUUAGAAUUAUGACAGCUCAACAAGCCAAGUGGAAUAUGAGGCACGGAUCUUGUAAAGCUUGCUAUUUACGAUAACUUCACACAAUGAAGCAUGAAAUUCUGGCUACUUGAGAUAUUUUUUGACAAAGUUAUAACAUAGCACAUAUAAAUGUAUACAUGAACUACCACCCUCAGGACUUCAGGGAAAUAAGAUAGUAGUUUUCGAUAAUAUAAAGUUAUAAUAUGAUCUGCCUACUCCAUUUUAAAACGUUCGUUUGAAAAAAAAUUUAUAUUCUUUCAAACGUUGGUAUAUUGAUUGAUAUGUACAAUUACGGUUCUCACUCAUUUAUUUACUUGAAUACUCUGUCUUCCCAGAUUUCAUCUACAGCUUCGGAUCAAUACGGAUCAUUAAUAUAAUAUGUAUUUAAAAUUGCAAAUUCCAACAGGUUCCACCUAUUCUUGCAUUACAACAGUCCAGGACAGAUGGCUCUCCUGCUUAAGGGGUAGUCGGCAAAAAUGCUGCGGUACCAUCGAUGAUUCGAAAGUGCCACGUGAACCUGGAAAUAAAUCAUUGUGAAUUACUUAAAUUUCAACAUUGGAAUGUAUCUAGUUUUAAAUGAAGAAUUUGUAUCAAUCAAGCGUUUCAAUUCGACAUACAUUAAUUAAGAAAGUUUGUGUUAAGAGUUCAAAUCAAAGAGCACGUAAAAUAUUUUUGUUACAAUCUCUUUUUAGCUUACAUUCAUAUGUAUAAUAUUUAUAUAUUUAGGCUGUUAUGCAGUGCCGUGUAGUGACCAUAACAAAUUGACAAGACCUACAUUAUCAGUUAGGCAUUAAUAAAUUUAAACUUCAAAAUUUGAUAUGGCGAAAUGCGAUGUAAGUGUGAACACUACGGUAUAUAAUUUACCUCACCUAGAAUUUGGGAAAGUCCCAUCAUGACACGAGGGAUUUCACAAAAAAUUGAAUUAGGUACGCGUUUCUUCACCGUCACUGAUUGCUCGAUGCUAUAAUUCAACACUCGAGAUAUUUUAAUACGUCUAACAAAUAAGGUUUUUCGUUAUAGCCGUCUUACCUGAUUAGAGAAAACGAAGAGCCACAUGAUGGCCGUGGCAGCAUUACGGUGCAGGGCGAAGAGCGCCGUGUACAUGAUCACCUCAGCGGACAUGUGUGGACACGACACGUACUCGAAGGCUCCUCCCACGGGCAAGACGUAAGAUCCUGCUCGUCCCUGAACAACUGAGACGUAACAUGGGUUACACCUUCACAUAAACGACGUUUACGAAAUUAUCGUACAUGUAAUCAGAGAAUGUUUGCAGGUACUAGCAUCACGAUAAAGACAAAUUCAAUAUGAAUAAUGCGAAUGCUUAUAUUGCUCUAUCGUCUAAUUUCUUCUUUCUUACACUUUUUUCCAUUUUGAAAAUUAUUAUUUCAGAUAGUGAACGACCAACAGCGAGCAUUAAAGCUCUAGGAUGUUGAAGAAUCAUGGCUAAAAUAGGAUUUGUAGAUUUCAAGUGCGGCGCGACAUUCAGACGCGGGUAUUUCGAGUCAGAUUCUCUGUUUACAGAGAGGAUUUGCUUCACGUUCUGCUAAGUUUAAGGUUCUGCUCAUUGUCACGGAAGUAACAAUUUGUCUGAGUUGCGAGUUUCUCUGGCACAUGAUAGGAAAUGAUUCUAUUACGGUAUAUUACUAGAUUUCCAGGAAUAGUUACAUGCAUAUAAUCUGAGUCCAUGUGCUAGGACAAGCGAAACUCACAAACUAUACCAGAUUAAAACAUAAAAUGGCGAAAAUAAUUAAGAUACUCCGGUUCAAAAAUAAGAGAAGGGAAAUCAAAGCAUGCAAAUUACGUACGCUUUGCUUCUUUACGUAAUCGAGCAAGUCGGGCGAUGCUGUCGCGUUGCACUGCGAAGGCUAAACCGAAGUAAAAUGAGCAAGCGAUGCAAAAUGCGACCUCCUCUGUCGUAUACACCAGGCUGGUGCUGCCUCCUGCAACGAAGCCAAAGAAAUCUGAGUAAGCUUGAUGUCAAAUUAACAAUGACUGCAAAUCUUUUUGUAAAGAGCCAAUAUCCGAGCGAAAAUAAAUUUAAGUCAUCAAA